GCUUUAUGUAGAAGUACUAAAAAUAUAUUUAACGAUGGAAAUGUGGCUGAGAUCUUUGAGGCGCGCGCCUCACCGCCUCGCGCCUCGUGCCUCGGGUAAAUCAAAGAAAUCGCCUCAAGGUGCCUCUCGCCUUUUAAAACCAAGCUACAAGCCGAGAUGUUCCGUAAAAGCAAUGCUCUACUGCCCCAUGACAUUGCUUUUGAAAUUUUAAAGACACUUCCUGCUAAGGAUCUAAUGCGGUACAAAUGUGUUUCAAAAGGUUGGCUUAAUAUGAUCAGUGAUUCUUCAUUUCAUGAAGUCCACCAAAACAACACCAUAUGUCGUGCAGAAGCAACUCACCUGUUGUUUGCCUGUUUCGAGAAUUGUUUGGUGCUGUUAUAUGAUUGUCAAAGUCCUCAUCUUGUCCAUAUAAUUUUUUCAGACAAAAUGCAAGUUCAUGUCACAAAUACACCAUUUCCAUCUUCUGCACUUUCUUGCAUGACCACCACAAAGUUUUAAACACCUUCAAACAUUUCCAAAGGCCAUAUGGUGUUAUAUGUUUAUGAUGUCUUUGAUGUUGAUCAUCAAUAAACGCCUUCUCUUUUCUUCAUAAGCUUGGCCACAUUCAGAAGAAAAGCCCUUCCAAUUAUGGAGCACAUCACAACCACUAGAAGUUUUUUACUUGGGUUUGAUGAAUCUUCCAAAACUUUUGAACUUGUACACUUUAAUCGCAAUUCUUUCAGAUAAGUGACAUUUUGGCCUUUGGAAGCCCAGAGUGGAGGAACUUUCUCCAACCAAGUACUGAUUUUGACAUUGGAAAUGCUGAUUGUACAUGCCUUAAUGGAAAACUGUAUUACAAGAAAGGAAGUAAAGAGGUUCAAACAAUUGCAUUCUUCGACUUGCAGGACGAAACACUUCAACAACAAUAUGUUCCAGCAUCCUCUGUACAUCGACAUAGCCCUACAGGAUGAUUCGAUCACCCUUAUUAUUUUCAAGAAAUAUUAAAUUUGAAAGGGAAGGUAGGACUGCUUCAUGGGCUGAAAGUUUGGAUUUUGGAGCAGUCUGGUUGGGAUGAAAAGGACAUUAUACUUCCUGAUGAAGUGGUUAAUGGUGAAUUCGCCUGUGAGGAAUGCACUGGUAAUAUUGUCAUCAAAUCAUCUGAAGCAGCGGAUGAGCAAUCAAAUUACUACCUUUAUAACUUGGAAACGUCUGAGUGUAAAGAAGCUCCCUCCAUUGAAGUGAACGGACGUAAUUUUAUUGAUUAUAUAUCACGUUUAGGAAUUCCACCAGGUCGAUGUAUAUUUAAACUACUGAACUACGUGGAAAAUAUUGUAGAAUAUUAAUUAUGCUAUAUGUAUGUUUAAAUUAUAUAUUAUUAUGAAACAAUGUUUGUAAUAUAGUUUUUGGACAUAGUUUUAUAAUGUGGACUAUAUUAUAGAAUAUAGUUUUAUAAUUUAUACAUUUAGGACUUCACAAUGUUUAUGCAACAAUGAUGUUUUUAAAUAGUUCGAUCACAUGUUUUUGUAAAUCGAUCAUACUUAUGGAACAUGUGAUCGAGAAGUGGUCGAAUAUGAUCGAUUUAUAAAAAACGUGAUCGAACUAUUUAAAAACAUUAUUGUUGUAUAAACAUUGUGAAGUCCUAAGUGUAUAAAUUAUAAAACUAUAUUCUAUAAUAUAGUCCACAUUAUAAAACUAUGUCCAAAAACUAUAUUACAAACAUUGUUUCAUAAUAAUAUAUAAUUUAAACAUACAUAUAACAUAAUUAAUAUUCUACAAUGUUUCCCACAUAGUUCAGUAGUUUAAAUAUAUAUCGACCUGGUGGAAUUCCUAAACGUGAUAUAUAAUCAAUAAAAUUACGUCCGUUCACUUCAAUGGAGGGAGCUUCGUUACACUCAAACGUUUCCAAGUCAUAAAGGUAAUAAUUUGAUUGCCCAUCCACUGCUUCAGAUGAUUUGAUGACAAUAUUACCAUUGCAUUCCUCACAGGCGAAUUCACCAUUAACCACUUCAUCAGGAAGUAUAAUGUCUUUUUCAUCCCAACCAGACUGCUCCAAAAUCCUAACUUUCAGCCCACGAAUCAGUCCUACCUUCCCUUUCAAAUUUAAUAGUUCUUGAAAAUAAUAAGGGUGGUCGAACCAUCCUGUAGGGCCUUGUCGAUGUACAGAGGAUGCUGGAACAUAUUGUUGUUGAAGUGUUUCGUCCUGCAAGUCGAAGAAUGCAAUUUCUUGAACCUCUUUACUUCCUUUCUUGUAAUACAGCUUUCCAUUAAUGCAUGUAUAAUCAGCAUUUCCAAUGUCAAAAUCAGCACUUAGUUGGAGAAAGUUUCUCCACUCUGGGCUUCAACGGCCAGAAUGUCACAUUUAUCUGAAGAAUUGCGAUUAAAGUGUACAAGUUUUGAAAGAUUCAUCAAACCCAAGUGAAAAACUGCUAGUGGUUGUGAUGUGCUCCAUAAUUGAAAGACUUUUCUUCUGAUUGUGGCCAAGCUUAUGGAGAAAAGAGAAGACGUGUAUUGAUGAUCAACAUCAUAAACAUAUAAUACCAUAUGACCUUUGGAAAUGUUUGAAGGUGUUUGAAACUUUGUGGUGGUCAUGCAAGAAAGUGCAGAAGAUGGAAAUGAUGUAUUUGUGACAUGAACUUGCAUUUUGUCUAGGGAAAUUAUACGGACAAGAUGAGGACUUUGACAAUCAUAUAACAGCACCAAACAAGUCUCGAAACAGGCAAACAACAGUUGAGUUGCUUCUGCACGACAUAUGGUGUUGUUUUGGUGGGCUUCAUGAAAUGAAGAAUCACUGAUCAUAUUAUGCCAACAUUUUGAAACACAUUUGUACCGCAUUAGAUCCUUAGUAGGAAGUGUCUUUGAAAUUUCAAAAACAAUGUCAUGGGGCAGCAGAUCAUUGUUUUUAUGGAACAUCUCGGCUUGUAGGGAGUUUGUAGAAUUUGUGAUGGAAGAAACAGAAUCUAAUAACUUCUUAUGUGUAUAUAUACGUGAAUAGGUCUAUAGGAGACAGUUGGCAAACCGUCACGUUGCAUAAUCACGUUGGCAAACUGACUGUUGGUUAUCUUCACGAUGAUAAUAGAGUGAGAUGAGAUGAUUAUCAUAAUAAUAAUCAUCAUAUAUAUAUAUAAAUAACAGUUAAGGUGGCUUUUGAGUUGACCAAUAAAAAUUAAACUCAUUUGUCUCCUUCAUCGAGCCUAUGAUGGUCGACUGUUCACAUAACCCUUAUAGUUACAUACUACGGUCGACCACUUCAUGGUCGAUUGUUUUAACUUACGAAGUACUACCUCCGUCCCAUUUUAUGUGUCUCCUUUGGUUUUGACACAAUUUUUAAUAAAGUGGUUGAAAAGGUAAAAGUUGUGGUUGAGAUUUGAGUAUAGUAAAGUGAAAUGUUGUGAAUCACAUAUUUCUUUCCAAAAAGGGAAAGAUGACACUUAUUUUAGGACAACCCAGAAAGGAAAGUAAGACAGGUAAAAUGGGACGGAGGGAGUAUGUAUUAAAUCAAGUCGACCAAUGUUUGGUCGACUGUAUGUAAAAGUUGAAAUUGUCACGUUGCAUAAUAACUGACUGUUGGUUAUCAUCACGAUGAUAACAGUUGAAGUGAGAUGAUUAUCAUUACCAUUAGUAUAAUAAUUAAUCAUCAUAAAUACAAAUAACAGUUAUGGUGACUUUUGACUUAACCAAUAAAAAUUAAUCUCAUUUGUCUCUUUUGUCGACCCUAUAAUGUUCGAGUGUUCACAUAAACCUUAAAUGAAGUCAACCAUUGUUUGGUCGACUGUAUGUUAAAGUUAAUCGUGGUUAGAUGAUCGACCUGACUGUUGGUGUUUGAGGUGACAUACAUUUUCCAACGUGACCAAUUAAGUUGAUAAGAUUUCCCAAUGUGACCGUUGAGUUAACUCAUGAGUGAUGAAACUUUUGAAGCAGCUAUGAUGCCAUUAAGAUUGGUAUUCCCUGUAAUAGCAUUCUUUGUCAAGAUGGGUACACAUGAAAACAAGUCAAUGUGGGAAGUAAAACGUCCUAGUGUACCGCAACAGAAAGAGGAUGACUGCAGAGUGUUUGCCUUAAAGUUUUUAGAGUUAGACCUCUUUGGGAAAUUUUUUUAAUGAAAUAAAAAAUAUUAAUCAUCAGAAGAUAAAAAAAAUCAGACUUAGAAUGUAUAAAUUGUCUAUGUAGUUUUUGUUAGUUUAUUUGUUUGGUAUAUAUUGAAUGCAAUCAUUUAUAUGCUAAAUGUUUAUAUGCAAAUUAUUGAUAGUUCAUUUUCUAGGCGACAUAGCUGAGUCAAUCAUCUAUGGAUUGACCAUAUGUCGGUCGACCUAUGAUGUUUGACAUUGCACGUGUCUCCAUUUCUUCAAGUCAGGUGCAAACUCUAGUAGUGCACCUUGAGAUUGCAAAAUGUGUACUUCGAUGGAGAGUAUUAGAUUUUGUUUUUAGGUUUUAAAUCUACAAUCGACUACUGGUGGGUCCACUAGAUUCGGUAUAUAUUAGUCGACCACUAAUUGGUCAACUAGAUUGAGUGUCUAUUAUGUUCGAUGUAUCAUUUCCCCUCCCCAGAAUAACAAUGAUAAAGCAAGUUGAUCACCAUUAUCUUAAUGGUGAUCAACUUGAUUUAUUACUGUUCUUGGGAGGGGAAUGAUACAUGGCCUAAUCUAUACUUAAUCUGAUCGACCAACUCAUUGUCGACUAAUCUAUGCUCAAUCUAAGCUAGGCUACCAUUAUAAAUCGACGGAAGAGUUAAAACAUAUACAUAAACUAGCUCACCCCAUCGGUUUAGAAACAUAAGGAUACUUUUUUCCAUCUCAAGGCGGACUUCAAACAUGCAUGUCUUGAAGAUAUUGAAGACAAAUGAUUUGUAGGAUUUGUAUUGGAUUAAACAAAUUCAUAAUGUUCCAUAUCUUCUUGAAUUUAUUAAACAUAAACGGAGUUGGUACUAAAAGUACAUCAACUUGAAAUACAUUUGUGUCAUCUAGAUGUGCACCACAACAUAUCAAGAUGUACUUGUCUUGAAAUGGGAGACUCAUGCAUUUUCAUACCUACUAGUCGAACAUAUGAGAUUUGUAAUGGACUAAUUUUUUUUGCGUCAUCUCCUUUGAAAUAUGUCGGCUAAGGAAAAUACUUCGUACUGAAAACCUAUUUAACAUACUAAAUUCACUUAAUAUAUAUAACAAACAUACUUCGUAUGGAAAACCUAAUUAAGCCAUUUACAUUUUUUAAACAAACAUUAUGUUACUAGGCUUCAAUUAUUGUUUCAAAAUUUCAUCUACAUUUGCUAAAAUCGACCAACAUAUAUCUACCAAGAUAAUUUGGUUUAUGAUCGACCAAAUUUACUAGUCUGGAGUCUUGAGCCACGUCUUUGCAAUCUUCUCUUGGCUGUCCAAGACGUGUUAGGAGUUGAAAUAAAGAAUUUGUUGAGUUAUUUGGGAAAUUGUUCUCGUAAUCUAGUUAUUGUUUUGGGAAUUUGUAUGAAGAUCUAGAGAGAAUAACAUGCAAGAUGGGAAUGAAGAACAUCUACAAUCCAUCUUGAGUGGGAGUAUCACAAGCUGAUCAAAUUCAAUGGUCUGCAAAAUUUAACUACCAAAGAAGAUAAAAGACAACUUGCUAUCUCAAUUAUUUGGAAGAUAAGAUGUCAGCGCUUAUCUUUUUGUAAUCAUUAGUCUUUGGUUUUCCUAUAAAUAGAAGGCCUCUAAGGCAUUGUAUAUUCCGCUGCAUUUCAUCUUUAUCUUUAUAUCUGUUCAUUUUGAGUUUUAUUAGAAAAGAAAAGAAAUUCCUUUAGUGCUCAAAUGAGAAUCACUUCUUAUGAAAUGACGUGUAGAGUUGUAGUCACCAGUCAUGCCAAACAAGCUACAAAACACCAUUAGAAAGCAAUAACUGAAGACACUGAGAGCUUGAGAAGCAAGGUUGCCAAGCGUAGUUGGGAUUUCGGUUGGGCAACUGACAAGCUAAAGCCCGAGGAUGAGGUUUGCAGACAUGAAUGAGGUGGACGGAAAAGUGGAACAACAUCUAGAGAUAAGGCAGUGGUUCUAUUAACGUAGGAGGAGAUUGGUUAGCCAAUCGACUGGAGAAGUGCGUAGGUAGGGAGUCUCAAACUCUCAAUCCAUCUUUUCGUAGAUACAAAAAUGCUUUUUGUACACCUUCUGAUACACAUCACUACACACUAUAUAUACUCCCAAUUUUGUUUACCCCCUCUCACAGCCGUUACCCCUUCCUCACUUAUCUCUCCUCUCUCCUUCCUUCCAUGCCAUUCCUUUCCCUUCUUCCUCUUUUCUUCCAUUUCGUUCCAUUCUUUCUCUGUUCCUCACUCCCCUCCCUUCCCUCUCUCCUUACCUUCCACUAACCCUUCUCUUUUUUCUUUUCUCAUUUCACUUGUACGUUUCUCCCUUCCCAAAUGCCAAAUCCCAGAAAUAAUAUUUUCGGUGGUCACCUAUUCACCUGUCUUCAAGUCCGAGUCCAUCAGCCGUGUGAUUGCUGCUAGAAUCGUUGCAGACAGUGAGGAUGAGACGGUCAGUUUGCGUUGCUCGAACAAGAAGCUCCAAUCAACCAGCCCAUAAGUUGAGGUAAAAAUCUAUUCGAUUUUUCUAUAUGCACUCAAUUGUUUUUUUUUUGCAAACUAAGCACUUAGGGUUCUGUUUAUUUAAAAUUUGUGAUUAUUUGUAUAUAAUGUAUGGUAUAACACUGAGUGCUUAAUUAUUGAAAUUUUAAUUCAAUUACUCUAUUUCACAUAUAUGCUCCUCAUAUGUUUGUUAAAUGACUAGAUGAUUUUUUUUUUGUUUAAAUCCAAGACUUUUACUCACCUUUUUUGUUAAUAAGUUUAAGAUUCUAAUUUUCUUGAAUACUGGAUUUUAAUUUGAUGCUUUGAUCAAAAGAGUUCAAUUACUCCUUAAUUUUAUUCUGAUUCAAUUACUCCUAUUUUACUCUCUUUUACUAUUUCAUUUUUUUGUUAUAACACUGACUUUUAAUUUCAUGCUUUCAUCAAAACUGGUCAUUCUUUGUAGUUGUGUUCAAAUGUGAAAUUGGUUUGAUUACUAUCAUUGUAUAUGUUUACUAAGUAUAUUGUCAAUUCGAGAUCAAACAGCCGCCAUCCCUUUUUGCCAAAAGAAUAUCCCACAAAUAUACACUUCCGGCUCCGACUAGCAAAUUUAUCAAGCUUUCCUCGUAAAUUAUGAGCGUAGCACAAGCAACCAAACACCCGCAAUUCUUUAUAAGUAGGCUGGAUCCCAAAUAAUACCUCAAAAGGUGUUUUGCGUUGAAGUACUUGAGAGGGAGUUCUGUUAAUAAGAUGAGCUGCAGUCAGCACACAUUCUCCCCAAAAAGAAAUGGGAAGAUGUGCCUGAAACCGCAAAGCUCGCGCCACAUUCAGUAUAUGUCUAUGUUUCCUCUCAACACGCCCAUUUUGUUGUGGCGUGUGCACACAAGAGGUGUGAAAAACAAUACCAUGCUGGUGGAAGUAUUCGUGCAGACAAAAAAAUUCCGUGCCAUUAUCACUUCGCACGAUUUUAAUUUUACUAGAAAACUGUCUCUCAAUCAUCGCAAUAAAAGACAUGAAUGUCUUAAAAACUUCUUUCUUAUCACAUAAAAGAUAAACCCAAACAGCACGAGAAAAAUCGUCUACAAGAGUCAAGAAAUAUCUAGCACCACAAGAUGCAGGAGAAUUGUAAGGUCCCCACAAAUCACAGUGCACAAGCUCAAAAAUAUGAGUUGAUUUAUUAAAACUCAAAGGAAAAGGAUCUCUACUUUGUUUAGCACGAAAACAAAUAUCACAUGGCGAGUGCACAUUUUCCGAAGUAGUGGCAUUUGGAGACAUCCAUCUAAUAACUUGUUCUGAAGGAUGACCCAACCGCCGGUGCCACAUAUCCAGAGAAGCAUACAAACCAUCCACUGCAACAGAUAAGAUUUCCGACAAAGGCCGAAAAUAAUACAGUCCAUCCCUCCUCUCACCCGUGCCAAUCAGCCUCCUCGAGUGAAGGUCCUGUAUAGCACAUAUGUUAGAUGAAAACUGAACAAAACAUUGCAGAUCAUCAUUGAGUUGGGAUACAGAUAUCAAGUUACAAUUUAGAUUGGGAACAAACAAAACAUUAUUUAAUUCCACCAAGGCAGAUAAACGAGCACUCCCAGCCCGUGUUGCUUCAACUUGUUGGCCAUCGGGCAAACCAACCAGACGGGCGGGAAUAUCCGUCAAAUUAUUCAAACACGUUAUAUCACCUGUCACAUGAUUGGAAGCGCCUGUAUCGAUGAUCCAAGAAGUGAUAUCGAACUUACCAGACAUUCGUUCCUGUUGUGAGUGCAUAUUACCAAAAGCAGUCAUCAAUGACUUCCAUUGUUCUGCUGUGAAUCCUGGCAGAGGUGGUGUGCUACUUCCUGUGAGUUGUUCGAAUUUAUCUGCUGGAGCCAGAGAGUCGGUUGCCGCGGCAUGAGCCCGAAGAUUGGUCUUGUGCCUUCCCCCUUGACCUCCAGUGUUACGCGCACCAUCUGCCACCGCAGGUGUUCUGCCCCGUCCUGCUCCUGCUGCAUAUCCAGUCCCUGCAACUGCUCCAUUUUUCACUCCAAGCCUGGGUCGGUCUCCUCACCAGUCCGGGUACCCAAUGAGCUCAAAGCAAUUGGCUGUCUCGUGACCUGUAAAAUGGCAAUAAGAACAAGUAAUACCAGAUUUAUCAGGCUUCUCACGCGUUGCUUUCCCCCGGCCUAUUCCUGCUGCACGAACUGCAAACCCCAUCACGUCAGGCUUAUCUUCCUUUGUCUGCACAAUUCCACGAACCCGCUCUUCUUGCGCUACUUGAUGAUAGGACCGUGUAAGAGUGGGAAGUGGCGUUGUAUUCAACAAUUGAGAUCGCACUUGACCAUAGUAAUCCGCGUAUAGUCCCAUCAAGAACUGAUGAAACCUCUCGGAUUCCCGACGUUUUUCAUGCAAUUCGCCCAAGUUACACGUGCACUUACCACACUUACAAGUAAUAAGAGGUUCAUAAUUAUUCAAUUUAUCCCAUAACACUUUAAGUUUAGCAUAAUAAGAGCCAAUUGACAUAUUUUUCGUUUGCUCACAACGAGCCAAAUCAGAUUUCACUUGAUGAAUCCGAGGUCCAUCAACGACAGAAAACCUCUCCUCCAAAUCAGUCCAUAGAAGACGUGCGUUAUCAAAUUUUGAGAGGGUAGAUUUUACCUCGGGAUUAAUCACGUUCAAGAGCCAAGAGACAAUCAUGGAAUGAAUAGUGAGCCAAUCCUCCGCCGUACAUGGUGGCUUCGGUUCGUUAAUAUCUCCGUUCACAAACACGUAUUUCCGUCGAGCUCUCAAAGCAAGUGUCACCGAGUUUGACCAUUCAUCAUAAUUCUCUCCGGUGAAUCGUACCGACGUGAUGUAGUCGCCCGGCCUGUCUUGUGGUCCCAGAAAAUAGGGUGAGGUAUAAUCGAUCUUGGAGGAUGAGUUUCCUCCUUCGUCCCCCAUAUUAUUCGGCGUUACUCGGAUAUCAGCCGUGGAGGCUCUGAUACCAUGUCAGCCGAGCAUGUGUAGUGUGUAGGCAGAAGAAAUAAUUCUCAUAUAUGUUAGGGUUGGGUCUAAACACCCAUAUAAAUACACGUACAAGAGUAGUAUUUAAGACUCAAAAGGAAACUAGCUAUACUAGGUAAUGGAAUAAAAGUAAUGAUAUUAAGACUAGUAAUAAUAAUGAUCCGUAUGGAUCUGUUAAUAUUGGUAACAUCAUUACCUGGAAUUUUGAAUAUUUUUGGAGAAUUGUGGUUUGUCAAUGAAUUUAAAUGGUAUUAAUAGGUUCUUGAGAAGCAUGGAUCAAGUUGAUUCAAUUUACUAUACAAAAAAUCAUUAUUCAUUUGGAGUUGAUCUAGAUCCUAAGAAUGCCAAACAACAAUGAAAUAUGUAGCAUGUGUGUGGUCAAAUUCUGCCAUGUUUUUUUUAUCUUUGUCAUCCACAUGGCUUUACUCUCAAUAGAACCAUCAUGAGUGUUAUAUAUUUCUUAUAGCUACUGAGAUAUACAAUAUUUUUCUUGAUGGGUUGAUGAUUAAGCUUCAAUCUUUCUAUUAUCUCUUGUCAUGCUCAAAAAGUUGUGCUUGUAAUGAGUGGGCUAUAAGAUGUUAAUUAUGUCGUAUUAGAGUUCCUUUCCCAUAGAUGUUUUGUCAUUUUAGAGGUUAUGAUUUUUUUCUUUUUUGUUGCAGGUUGCUUCAAGUAAGGUGAAUAGUGGGUGACUGAAAUUUUUAUUUUUUGUAGAUAAACUUUUAAUUAUUAGUUGCUACUUGCUAGAUUGCUUCAAAAAGGAGCUACGGUCCUCCGCCUAUAAAACCUGUGAAACUUGGCAGCAAUAAAUGACCUGUGAAGUUGAUUCUUUAAAGUUCACCAUAGAGUUUUCAAACCUUGAAGAGGAAAAAUGAUGAAUUGAUUGAGCAAGUGAAGCAAUUGAAGUUUGGUAGGGCAUGGAAAACUAUGGCAAGAGGAGAAUCUUGUGUUGAAUGCGCAAGUGAUUUGGUGAUAAAAUAGCAAGAGGAGAUUUUUUUUGAGAUGAAUAUGCAAAAACCAAAAGAGAAUAAAAAGCACUCAAGGCUGAAUUGGUGGUGUUUCUAGGUGAGUUAGAAAAAAUAGAAGUCAGUCAUGUAUGAAAAAUGAAGAUUGAAAGUGUAGUAGCUAGAUUUAUAGUACUUACCUUUGUUUCAUUUGAUGUAUAUGUAUCAAUUGUAUCAGUUGGUUACUUGUAAGUAAAAUGUAUUGAGUAGUAUGUCAAUUAGCUUAUGGUUUAUUUUGGAAGUGUUGCUUCUAAGAUGGUUAGAAAAUAUUGAUGCUCAUUGUAACAGAAUGUUUGCUAAUGAUUAUGUGUAGCAAAAGCAGUUGUUAUAGUUUUUAUAACAACGUUGUGUUAACUUGUUA
Cuscuta epithymum is the source of this 10828-nucleotide messenger RNA. The record is from the annotation of a GenBank genome assembly. Lineage: Eukaryota; Viridiplantae; Streptophyta; Magnoliopsida; Solanales; Convolvulaceae.